This is a messenger RNA of Urocitellus parryii (Arctic ground squirrel), 1800 nucleotides long. It is a transcript of the gene Eva1a, whose product is annotated as eva-1 homolog A, regulator of programmed cell death. The record is from RefSeq and is a predicted model, not a curated record. Lineage: Eukaryota; Metazoa; Chordata; Mammalia; Rodentia; Sciuridae.
GAAGGAAAUGAGACAACCUUUUCCUCCCACGGACUCGGGCUCCUGCAGCGUUUGCGGGGCUCAGCACAGUUGUCCGUGAGCCCYGAGGCCGGGACUCCGUGUGCCCAGCUCAGGCCCGACCCGUGCGGGUGGCCGGGAUUUCUCUCYGAGACGCCGGUGCCAACCCAAACCCGAGCGGCGCUUUGUCGCGCGUCCUUUCCUCGGUGAUCGGCUCCGGGUGCCCCGGCUCGGCCCYCGAGCGCCGGGAGUGCAGCCCCCGGAAGUGCGCGCCUGCGGUCCUGGCGAAGAGUCUGAGAAGUCAACUGGUACCAUCCACAUUUAGAUCCUUUACUGGCUGAAACCAACAUCAACAGGGAUGAUCUGCUCCUACCAGAAGAGAAGAGAAGGAGUGUGGCCCCGUUGAUUCAGCUGCAGCGUCUCCGGGAAGUCUCUGCUGGAUGCAGCAUGAAGCUCCCCUUCAGCCACAGCACCGAGCCAGUGAUUGCGGAGCACGUGGAGAUGGCUCUGCUCAGCAACAUCCUGGCAGCCUACUCCUUUGUCUCAGAAAACCCUGAGCGAGCAGCUCUGUACUUUGUCUCUGGCGUGUGCAUCGGGCUGGUCCUGACCCUGGCUGCCUUGGUGAUGAGGAUCUCUUGUCAUACAGACUGCCAGCGGCGCCCCAAGAGGAAGUUCCUGCAAGACCGAGAGAGCAGCAGUGACAGCAGCGACAGCGAGGAUGGCAGCUCGGACACYGCCUCUGACCUCUCGGUGCGGAGACACCGCCGCUUUGAGAGGACUUUGAACAAGAACGUGUUCACCUCUGCGGAGGAGCUGGAGCGCGCSCAGAGGCUGGAGGAGCGCGAGCGCAUCAUCAGGGAGAUUUGGAUGAACGGCCAGCCCGAGGUGCCCGGCACCCGAAGCCUGAACCGCUACUACUAGGGGGAGCAGCCGGGACCCCCAAAACCUCUUGAAGCCACCUGGAAGGAAGGGGGUCUACAGGAAUGGUGGUGGGCACAGGGAACUGAACCCAGCUCUGCUAACCAUGGGCAGCAGAGAAAAGCCCAGAUGUGCCCAUUUUUCUAGCCAGGAGGACUGGUUUCUCCGUUUGACUCUUUAUCUAUGGAGAACCAGAAGAAUCAAGUUGGCUCAUCCAUUUCCAGGUCUUGGAAUGGUGCUGAAACACCCUCUCCAACAAUGUGGAUGGAGAUUUGAGAAACAGGACUAUGGUUUCUCUUGAUUUCUGAGGAUCUCAGAAGUUUCUACMGACUUGAUUGCUAUGUUAUUCCUUUACAAAAGGAAAGAUUCUCAUAGCAAGAGAGCUGGAGAUAUCAGGGUGCAUAUAACCCCCCAAAAUGCAGUUUUCUAAGUGACUCCAUGCUGUGGAGGUGAUUUUGAUUCAGAGAGCAUGAUCCAUGCUUAUUAUUUAAGGCUAAAUUUUUAAAAUCUUGAGUUGCAAUGGCAACCUCURUCCAUUUUAACUGACACCUCAGGGAUUAAAAUCCUAUUUUUUUAGUAUAGUUCCCACCUCAUUCAUGAAAAUGAAUAGAAUUAUUGUAUUAUGGGGGUGUGUGUCAGUGAACUAGCAAAUGCCAACCUCAAAGGAUGAAGGGUUUUUAUUUUAAAUAGUUUAUAAAAAUAUAUAUUGACAUGCAUAUUUGAAAAUGCUGCAUAAGGAUUAAAGUUGUGUGACCUCCUCCCCCUUUGGAAAGAAGAUUUAUUGUGACUCCAGAUAAUCAUGAUUUUAACCAUGUUGUUUUAAAAAACRUUUGGAUUCCUAUGAAAAGAAUGGAGAUAGGAGCUGAGGAUGGAAGCCAAAGUUAG